Molecule: messenger RNA, 627 nt
Organism: Anisakis simplex (herring worm)
Lineage: Eukaryota; Metazoa; Nematoda; Chromadorea; Rhabditida; Anisakidae
Source: the annotation of a GenBank genome assembly
UCUGGUAAAUCAGUGAAGCAUGCUCACUUGUCCAUUGUGCAGUUAGCUUCAUGUUUUGCCACAUAUCCAAGUCCAGCAACCAGAGAUUGUGCCUUCGAAACGUCAGGUGUUGGUCUGCCGAUUCCGAAAAUACCCAGUGGUAACACCUACAAAUAUGCGCCUGAAUUCUAUGUUCCUGCUCUAGUGCCAGACUUUGAGAUAUUGGGUCGACUGAAAGUGGAUCAUUUUCUUAAGUUGGAAAUUGGUUUCAAUCGCCACCAGAAGAGCAAACACGCCAUUUGUCUGAUAAAGAUUCCAAUUCUGAUAGGUACAUCGACCGCGCCAGAACGCCCUCCUCCACCAUCAGACAACGAUGCCUGGUGGACAAAAGUCGCUUCAGAUUCAGCAGCAGGAAAAUCCACCGACGGUGGGGCUGAAGGUGAAUCGUUGGAGUCAGGCUAUAUGCCCAACGCUUUCUCCAGGUUACCGCCACCUCCGACUUAUCUGGAAAGUAUCACUGGACGAUCCAACGUUCAGGACGAGGACGAUGCGGAAUGUCCUGCAUAUACGCCGCUCUACUAUGGCCACAAUCCGGCCUUCACUAAUGGAAUAGAGGUUCCAUCAUAUGAUGACAAGAAGGAGAACUAA